This is a messenger RNA of Gryllus bimaculatus (two-spotted cricket), 1578 nucleotides long. Lineage: Eukaryota; Metazoa; Arthropoda; Insecta; Orthoptera; Gryllidae. The record is from the annotation of a GenBank genome assembly.
AAUUUAUCCUUUAAAUGUUUUUCAGUAUAUCUGAAACAAUUUCCUGCAAGGCACAUAAUGGGAAUCCUUAUCUUCUUCUCAAUCUUCACACAAUAUCUCAUGAGAUUAAGUAUGAUGGUGGGAUUUCUCGGAUUGACGCGGAAGAUACCGUCAAUAGACGAUCUUCCAACAUCAGAUGUGUGUUUCGAUGGCCUGAAUGACUCACUGAAAUCUUCAAAACAAAUUGCUGACAAGAUUCGCUAUAGUCGUCACCAAAUAAUGAGUAUACUGUACGUGCACUCAAUUGGAUACGUGAGCACACAAUUCAUCGGCGGGUACUUGGCCGAAAGGUUUGGUGGUCGUUGGAUUGUGGGCCCUGCCGUAGUGGCCUGUGGUGUCAUCAAUUUCUUAACAGUAGCUGCUGUAUUUGCACCUAUUUAUGUUAUGCUACUGGUAGGAUUUUUGGGAGGCGCUGCAGCGGGUCUUAUACUUCCUUCAUCACAAGUCUUGUAUUCUCGUUGGUACCCAAUUAAAGAACGACGAAAAUUUGGAGGUUUUGUGUAUACAUCCCUACACUCGGGUAGUGUUUGUGGAAUGAUAUUAGCCGGAUUGCUAUCUCGUUAUGGCUGGGAAGUGGUAUCGUUCUGCUCCGGUGCAACGGGAGUACUAUUUUUCAUACCAUGGGCACUUUUAGCUCAUGAAUCUCCUUUGUUACAUCCUCGAAUAUCUCUUGAAGAAAGAAAUUACAUAGUGAAAGGAUUAGAUCAAGACCCAAACAAGCCGUUCAAGUUUCCCAAAAGGAUUCCUUGGUUUGCCAUUAUUACUUCUGGACCAGUAUGGGCUAGUGUUGUGUUUCACACUGGUUCUAUUUGGAUUAUGCUGGUUUCGUUCUACCAUCUACCAACUUUUCUCAUGGAUAUUCUGCACGUUGGCGUGGAAAAGAGUGGUUAUAUAUCAUCAGUACCCUGUGUAGUAGGUUGGAUCAGUGGUAGUCUUUCAGGACUUAUUUCGCAACGGUUUCAAAAUCUAGGUGUUUGGAGUCACAUGAAUGCGUACUUAAUUUGCAAUGGUAUAGGGAACAUUGCACCUUCUAUCUGUUUCCUAAUAAUUAUUGUGGCCCGUUGUGAAUUGACAACGAACGUUCUUAUGUUCGUUAUUAUUAUGUUUUUUAAUGCAAUGAUAUAUGGAGGUAGUUAUUUCAAUGCCAUGGAUCUCUCUGUCAACCAUACUGGCGUUAUUUGUGGCAUUGUAAACACAUCAAUUAAUUUAUGUGGUUUAGUGACGAUGAUUGUUGUAAUAUUAAUGAUAAGAGACCAACGCACCCUAACUCCAUGGAAUGGACUUUUCGGUAUUACAAUUGUAAUUGCAUGUGUAUCUUAUAUUAUAUUUGCAAUAUUUGGAUCUGUAGAAAAACAACCGUGGAAUUCUUAUGGCGUAGACGAUUCUGAUGAAGAUGAAGGUAAAGUUAUUGCUGACAAGGAGGGUACAGAUGAAGAUAAAUAUAAAGCUCGCAUCCCAAGUUUAGACAAACAAGUUCCCCGAAAAAUUCCAAAGAAGAACCUAAGAACUUCGAAGUUCCUAGAGAAGUAUUACAUUUAA